AUGGAUACAAAAAGCGAUCAACUACAACGAACACAACUACCACAACAACCACAGCAACCACAACAACCACAGCAACCACAACAGCCACAACAUUCGCUACUCACGUUUAAUGUAUCACUUGAGCCUUACUCAAAAUCACUAUAUUUAGAAACGAGAUUCCAAGGAAGAGUAAUUUUAAAUGAAUAUAUCGUAAUUCCGGAAGCAGCUGACAUAUUUAAAGAAAUUCUAAGGAAAAAAGAAAAAGUACUUCUGGGCAAAAGUCCUAAUUCGUUUUUAAUAUUUCGCGGCUUGAUCCAGACAUUAUUUAAAGGCUAUGGACUGGAAAGAUGCUAUGUCUCUAUGAUUGCUAGUUCAGCAUGGAAAAAUGCACCAGAAGAAAUAAAGGCCUAUUUUAAAUGUAUAUUUGAAGAAGUCAAAACGCUGAUCAAGGCUAAAAAUUCAUCGGAGAAUUCUGUGCAAGUUAUUACUUCCUCAACUUCUGAAUCUUAUAAUGAUUUACGGAACGGGUUUCCUUGCUUUUAUGAAAAUUCCUAUCCGUACUAUCUCAAUAAUAAUAAACAACUAUUUUCACAGCCUCAAACAUCUUACCAGCAAGAUUUUUCCGACUUGGAAAAUUUAUAUGCAUGUAUACCAGCCUUAGCAAAUUUCGAAGAUAUGGCAACAUCAACUUAUUUCCUCAAUUGA
This is a messenger RNA of Ambispora leptoticha, 684 nucleotides long. The record is from the annotation of a GenBank genome assembly. Lineage: Eukaryota; Fungi; Glomeromycota; Glomeromycetes; Archaeosporales; Ambisporaceae.